Molecule: messenger RNA, 732 nt
Organism: Loxodonta africana (African savanna elephant)
Lineage: Eukaryota; Metazoa; Chordata; Mammalia; Proboscidea; Elephantidae
Gene: TMEM74B
Product: transmembrane protein 74B
Exons: 1
Coding region: 34-732 (232 amino acids)
Source: RefSeq, a predicted model, not a curated record
GGGCCAAGGGAUGAGCUGAGGCCCUCCUUUCCAAUGGCAUCGCCCCCUGGUCUGGAACUGAAGACACUGAGCAAUGGUCCCCAGGCCUCCAGGAGACUGGCUGCUCUGGGCCCGGUGGCUCCACCAAGGGACGGUGUGGAGAAUGCCUGCUUUUCCUCGGAGGAGCACGAGACCCAUUUCCAGAACCCCAGAGAAGCGGGAAUAGGCAGCUCCCCUAGCCUCCCAGGGGGUGUCACCUUACGGCCCCGAUCCCAGCGGGAUGAUACGUCCCUGCAUUCGGAAGAAGGGCCAGGCCUGGAGCCCGUGAGCCGCCCAGUGGAUUACGGCUUUGUCUCUGCCCUGGUUUUCCUGGUGAGUGGGAUCCUCCUGGUGGUGACAGCGUACGCCAUCCCCCGCGAGGCCCGCGUCAACCCGGACACAGUGACAGCGCGGGAGAUGGAAAGCCUAGAGAUGUACUACGCCCGCCUGGGCUCCCACCUGGACAAGUGCAUCAUUGCGGGCCUGGGGCUGCUCACGGUGGGCGGCAUGCUCUUGUCGGUGCUGCUCAUGGUCUCCCUGUGCAAGGGCGAGCUGUACCGCCGGCAGACCUUCGUCCCUGGCAGGGGCCCCAGGAAAACCUACGGCUCUAUUAACCUGCGCAUGAGACAGCUCAGUGGGGAUGGGGGCCAGGCCCUGGUGGAGAAUGAAGUUGUCCAGGUCUCAGAGACCAGCCAUACCCUCCAGGGCUCUUAA